AAACACGCGUUCAGUAACAAAGCAGCUGCCGAUCGUCGCGCGCACAUUUGGGGUUUUAGCUCGACUGCUGCAAAAGCGAAGUUGUUUGUGCGCAAGUGUUCGAGCAAGUGUUGCGCUAAGCGUUUACUGUCCGUUCCCUGAGAUUGUGCUGGCGGUUGUCACUUCACUCGCUCGUUACCACUCGCCUAGGACGGUUCGGACUUGGAAGCGUUCGGAAGAAGGAUCACCCGUUUGCAAACAAGGUGUCUUUGCGUCACGUUAAAAAGGUUUGAAGCAUCGGUUUUUUUGCAGUUGCGCUUUGGUGUUGCGUUUCGAUUUGAUGAAGAUCAACGUGCCCAUGUGGUGUAUCGUGUCCUGUUGCUCCCGUGCAGCUUCAAAAGGUGUGUUCUACAAGCAACCCGUUCGGACUUAGAAGAUUAAACGCUUGAAGAACGUAAAGCUUCACUAACUUGUGAUCUAGUUCGUGAUCUUGCUUUGUGUAAAAUCUUAAAAAAGUGUUUUUGUAUAUCGAUCGUAACGAGUUGUGUAUUUACAAGUGCUUUUCGUCUUCGUUUGUCUCUUUACAAAAAGAAAAACAGUGCAACAGAACAAACGAAAAAAUAAAAAAAAAAAAACGUUUCCUUUCGCAAAGUGAUUUUCUUUUUGUUCUACGCCAAAAACGACCAAACGGUGUUAAUGUGUCUCGUGCUGCUGCGCUUAUCAUCAGUACAGUGUGAACCAAUUUUCCACGACAGAGGAAGCUAUAAAACGGUCCGUUUGUUCGAGUUACGGCAACGUGCAAACGGUUGUUUGUGACACAAAGUUUAUAUCAAAGAAACAACACAAACUAGUAUUUGUAUCGUACAAAAACAAUUCCUGAUUGUUGCGUAAUUUUCUUUUCCUGUGCAAGCGCAACCAAAACCAAAAACACGCCUCGUCUACAUAGGAUGGUAGAAGGUGACACUGAUCAGAACCAAUCAAAGUAUACCGAUGUAAAGGACGACAGAGUAGCGAACGGUGACAGCAAGGAUCAUCCGUUGGCGGGAGUCGUUGCCGUCUCCCUGCAGGAGAAGUCACAGCUGGCCAGUCAGCAACUGAGCCUACCGCACGGACCACUGAACGGGGGCAGUGAUUGUGCGAUCGUCAGUAAGCAGCACGAGGCAAAGGGUGCCGACCCCGAACGGGGCGCCUACUCGAUCAAGGCUGACUUCGAGCAGGCGAUAGAGCUUACUGGUUAUGGCAGAUUCCACUACAUCCUGUUAGCAAUAUGCGGUCUGGUAAGCACCAGCGAGGAGAUGGACGUCAUCUCGAUGUCGUUCAUCCUGCCGUCCGCCCAGUGCGAUCUCGACCUGAACACGCAAAGCAAGGGCUGGCUCAACUCGAUCAUCUUCAUCGGCAUGAUGUUCGGUGCGUACGUGUGGGGCAGCGUUGCCGAUUCGCUCGGCCGCAAGAAGGUACUGAUCGUGAUCUCGAUCAUGAACGCGUUCUGCAUCGUCGCCUCAUCCUUCUCGCAAACGUACGAAGUGUUUAUGGUGUUUCGCUUCCUGAACGGUGUGGCGUUAGGUGGUAGCGGUCCCGUCAUUUGGCCGUACUUUGCCGAGUUCCAGCCUAAAUCGAAGCGUGGCUCCAUGCUUAGCUUUAUGGCUGCGUUCUGGACGAUCGGUAAUCUGCUUGUCGCUGGGCUGGCCUGGUUGAUCAUUCCCACCGGUAUCGGCAUCACAACACCCGCCUUCACGUACAACUCGUGGCGAAUCUUUCUGCUCGUCUGCUCCAUACCGUCGUUUAUUGUGGCCGCGCUGCUACUGUACCUGCCGGAAUCGCCUAAAUUUCUGCUAUCGCAGGGCAAGAUCGACGAAGCGCUUGCCAUCUUCCGCGGCAUCUACGUCACGAACACGGGCAAAACGAAAGACCAGUACCCGGUGAAGGAGCUGCUGAUCGACGAUGAGCUGCGGAAGGAGCUGGAAGCGGUCACCAAACCGAUCAAGAACAAGUACAAACGCAUGCUGUACGACAUACUGGACAACAGCAAGCAGGUGUUCAUGUCGCCGAUCCUGAAGUUUACCAUCAUCUCGAUCACGAUCAACUUCACGUUCCACAUCGGUUACUACGGGCUGAUGAUGUGGUUCCCGGAGCUGUUUAAUCGGUUCGAUGAAUUUACCCGCGCCCAUCCGGGUGUGGAGGAUGCGUCGGUGUGUCAGGUGACGGACUACGUGGUUGGGAUGGGAUCACACUCGCAGAGCGGCGUCUGUUCCGCCACGAUACCGAGCACGGUGUUCAUGGAGUCGCUGAUCACUGUGGCGGCGGCCCUGCCCGCUAAUAUUAUUGCCGUGCUGGGUAUGGACCGGCUGGGAAGGAAGUUCUUCCUCGUGUUCAGUACUAUGGCGGCCGGGGCCUGUUCUGCGUCGAUGUACUUCGUCACCAACCAACAUUCGAAUCUUGCCGUAUCGGCCGUCUUCAGUGGUGUCAUCUCGAUGGGUAACGCCUCACUCGACUGUCUGAUCACGGAAGUGUUUCCAACGAAUUUACGUGCAACCGGAGUUGCGAUAUCGAUGGUGGCCGCUCGUUUGGGAGGUAUUAUCGGUAACGUGGUUAUAGCCACGCUGCUCGAUCUUUACUGUCCCGCACCAACGUUCAUCGUGGCCGUCCUGCUGGCGGGUGGCGGUCUGAUGUGUCUGUUCCUACCGAACACUACGCGUACCGCACUGUCCUAGUGCGGCACGUCACCAAAACCACCGACUGGGCAAUCAGCGUCGUGUGCAUACGCUGAUGAAUUCAACAACGACGCCCUAUCCAACUCAUGGAAGCUGUUUAUUAUUUUUUUCGUUUUUUUAUUAUUUCACAUUCAUUCGUAAACCAUAUUAGAUCAUAUUUUUUGUUUAUUUUUCUAUUCGCAUUAUUUUUUGUUUAUUCUGUUUUGUUUUCUUUUGUUAUGUAUUUUUGUACACACGGUAUAAGGGGAAGAGAUUUAAUCCAACAGAGAAAAAAGGACGGAGAAAACAUAAUGAUUUUAUUAAACGCGUAAUGAGACGAUACAUAUCAGCAAUGCACAAUUCCUAUCAGCACAAGCGAAUCGAUCUACUACGGACCGAUCAAUUUUGGACUGGUCUCUGUGGAAAGUGUAAUUUCCAUAAUCGUUCUGUUUUAUACUCCUUCACUCUACCCCGUUCCACCACCAUGUACCUAAUUCAAACCGGAAUGAAUUGUGAAUUAAGCCAUUUAUGAUAGCCGCCGUACACGACGCCGUGACGUAAAUGUAACGCGUGCGUGUACCCGUCUAUGCAAAACCCGUCAAAAGAAUUUAUUGUACAGGCCGCAGUUGGGGAAGUGUUUAACUUAAUCUUAAAACAAAAUAGCAUGCCUAUUUGCGACUAGGCGUAUCGAUAAAGUAAAUGAGAAAAACGAGAGUAGCAAAUAAAACGUUUUAGCAAGCGAAA
Molecule: messenger RNA, 3413 nt
Organism: Anopheles funestus (African malaria mosquito)
Lineage: Eukaryota; Metazoa; Arthropoda; Insecta; Diptera; Culicidae
Product: synaptic vesicle glycoprotein 2B-like
Exons: 6
Coding region: 927-2690 (587 amino acids)
Biological process (GO): transmembrane transport
Cellular component (GO): membrane
Molecular function (GO): transmembrane transporter activity
Source: RefSeq, a predicted model, not a curated record